This is a messenger RNA of Ctenopharyngodon idella (grass carp), 1073 nucleotides long. RefSeq names its product trace amine-associated receptor 13c-like. Gene Ontology annotation, biological process: G protein-coupled receptor signaling pathway. Gene Ontology annotation, molecular function: trace-amine receptor activity. Lineage: Eukaryota; Metazoa; Chordata; Actinopteri; Cypriniformes; Xenocyprididae. Gene Ontology annotation, cellular component: membrane. The transcript has a single exon. The coding region runs from base 63 to 1073 and encodes 336 amino acids. The record is from RefSeq and is a predicted model, not a curated record.
CUGUAUAAAUGAAAGGACAGUAAGGAGAGCAGAACAAACUCCUAACAGGAGGAGACUUACUCAUGGCCUAUGAGACAGAGGAUCAUGAGACUCAAUACUGCUUUCCUGACAUUAACUCAUCAUGUAUCAAGGGAAAACGCUCCAGACAUGAAUACAAUAUCAUUUACCUGUUUGUAUCAUUGCUGUCAGCAUGGACUGUGUUUCUGAACCUGCUGGUGAUCAUCUCCAUCUCUCACUUUAAAAAGCUUCACACUCCAACCAACCUGAUCAUUCUCUCUCUGGCUGUGGCCGACCUGCUUACUGGACUUAUUGUGAUACCCAUAGAGGGCAUCAAGCAAACUGAGAUGUGUUGGUACUUUGGAGACACUUAUUGUGGACUAUUUGUAAUUAUCGUUAGAUUGCUUCUUUCUACAUCUCUUAGUAAUUUAGUUUUAAUUGCUGUUGAUCGUUAUAUGGCUGUGUGUCACCCUUUACUAUAUCCACAGAUAAUAACCAUAACUAAAACUUCAACAAGCAUCUGUCUCUGCUGGUUUUGCUGUUCAGGUUACAAUAUUGUGUAUGUAAUUAGUAACGGAUAUUUUAAAAUCUCACACAAAACGUGUUAUGGUCAGUGUAUUGUCAUGGAUAGUCUUGCUUGGACAUUCAUUGAUUUGACUUUUUUCUUCCUAUUUCCUUGUGUCGUGAUCAUCUCUGUAUAUUUGAGGAUAUUUUAUGUUGUACAAUGGCAAGUGAAAGUUAUAAACUCUCUGAUGAAAGCUGGUAAAUGUGUAAUGGAAGGUUCAGUGAGGAGGAAAUCUGAGAGUAAAGCUGCUCUGACAUUAGGAAUCAUUGUGACAGUUUAUCUGCUUUGCUGGAUUCCAUUUUAUAUCUGUUCUCUAACAGAAACCACUACAGUCUCUUCCACUACAAUGACAUUUCUAACAUGGACUUUGUAUGUUAGCUGUGGUCUGAAUCCUCUUAUCUAUGCUUUAUUUUACCGCUGGUUUAAAAUAUCAGUUAAACACAUCCUAACUCUUAAAAUAUUUCAGCCAGCAUCAUCUCUGAUGGAAAUGUUUACAGAUUGUCAUUCAUGA